Messenger RNA from Stereum hirsutum FP-91666 SS1, 681 nucleotides. RefSeq lists its product as uncharacterized. The record is from RefSeq and is a predicted model, not a curated record. NCBI's taxonomy places the organism in Eukaryota, Fungi, Basidiomycota, Agaricomycetes, Russulales, Stereaceae. The transcript has a single exon. The annotation marks the transcript as partial.
CGGAGCAUGUACCAUGUUUUAUUCUCAGAGACUGGGCUCAUGCCUCUCCGCUUUCGACGCCUCAUCCUCGCCCUUCGUUACCUCCGAUAUCUCAUACUGCUCCAACCACGUCACUAUGCUCGGUGCGCUUUCGAAGACUCCUUGGACCUCGCGCGGACCGGAAGGAGUGGUUGGGUCGGCGACCUGGCCAUCGCUCUCGGGCGCUUAGAACACCCGGUUCACUUCGACUUCAUGGCCGAUGUCACCGUAGAUGUUGUUGACCGGCUGACUGAAGAGGUGGAGGCCUCCAGCGAGCUGUGGGUCCGCUCCAUUCUCAACAGCUCUCCCAAAACGUGGCUCCUAAGGGAUCGCGUGGAGAUUAAGAAGAAUGGAUCCACGGAUGCCAGCGCAAUUCUUUUCCGCCACUAUCUCCGCAUUCCUGUCCCCUCUCAUCGAUUCGCCUUCACCGACAUUGUACUGUCGAAUCAUUCCUUGGCGGUCGAGAUGCUUCGUUGGAAGUCUCGGGAACGACCUUACGAAGUGCCAAGGCAGUGGCGUCUCUGUCGAUUCUGUAUACAGUUGGGUGUUCAGUGUGUAGAGGACGAGACCCAUGCACUUUUGCAGUGUGUCUCGAACGAGGAAUUACGCGACCACCGGGCUGCAUUUUGGGACGAGCCGGUCGUGCGUGCCUCGGGUGUCAGA